AUGUCGAGCGAUCAUCAAGACGAGCGUGCCAGACUCGCGAUCGGGGGACCAUUCCCGACUGAGGCUACGGGAGAACUCCCCCCUCUCCGAGGACCUCGGGAAGAGCGUCCCGCUACGGCUUCGGAGCGCUACUGGCGGUUCUUCAACGAUCCGGGCUUAUCGCCCCCCGACGGAACCACCGGCAAUCCGCCGCCCGUAUCGGCAGAAGCCUUCCACGGCCUCACUCACCAGGUCCAGCUACUCACCGACAUGGUACAAACCAUUGUCCCCCUUGUCUCUCGUCCAUCUCGGCCCCCGGGCCCCCAGCCGUUGUAUCAACAGGGGGUCCCUACUCAAGCUCCCACCCAGCUUCGAGAGCCCCCCACCUCACCACGGGUGCCGCUAUCUCAAACCCGCGAGCAGGCGGUGGUCUGCCCGGAAGGCCACUCGGAACCAGAGGCUCUAUCCUCGAACUCUGCAGUUUCCCUCCGCGCUCAGCUGCGUCUCGUCAACGAACGGCUUGAUAAUGUGCAAAGGGAAAUCCAUGCCGGACCACCAGGAGAGCCCACGGAAGGCCCACAUCAGGGGUCGCCGUUCGUGCCGAAGAUACUGGAGCACGCCAUUCCCCCAGGCUUCCGACUCCCCCCCCUGGACACUUAUGACGGCUCCGCGGACCCGGCCGACCACACAGCGGCCUUCCGCGCACAAAUGUCGUUGUACGGGACCUCUGACGCCUUGAUGAGCAGGGCAUUCCCCACCACGUUGAGAGGGCCGGCCCUCGCGUGGUACGGAGGCUUGAAGACUGCGACGAUCGCCUCAUUCGAUCAGCUCGCUAAGAACUUCGAGCUCCACUUCAUAGCUUGCGCUCGCCCAAAGCCUUCCAUGGCGUUCCUCCUCGGGCUUACCCAGAAGGAGGAUGAGCCCCUCUCCCUUUAUGUAAAUCGCUUUGCUACAAGGAUCCGGGAACUCUCGGACGCUCACCCUUCACUAUCAAUGCAGGCGUUCGUAACAGGCCUGCGUCCCUCCCGGCUCUUCUGGUCUCUCGUGGAGCGACCUCCUACCUCGGUCCCCGAGAUGCUCCAGCGCGCGAACCAGUUCGUGGAAGUCGAGGCCUGGACGGGGGGGAAACGGCAGGAGCACAAGAGGGAAAGACCAGAGCCGGCUCAGGGACCUCCCCCUCCCAGACGCAAGCUCCACCAACCCGAUCCUCCCCUGCUAGGACCCCUCAGGGGUACAUCCCGCACAGAAGUCUUUCUCCAGAUCAGGGAAAGGGGACUGCUCAAAACCCCUUACCCGAUGAACAACCCGCGAGAACUGGCCGACCGGUCCAAGUACUGUCGCUUCCACCGCCAAAACGGACAUGACACGGAGGAAUGCCGCGAGCUCUCGCGGCAAAUCUACGAACUCCGCCGGGAAGGACGCCUCGACCCCUCCGACGAUCAGACAGGCAACAUCCCCCCCACCUGCCCAGACGGCCCGGCCGAGCGCCUAAUCAGCGUCAUCACUGGCGGACCAGCGUCCGGAGGGGAUAGCAUGUCUGGAAGGAAGGCCUACGCCCGCUCGGCCUGGGACGAGGGUCCCCAUGGAACUCCCGACCCCCAGGUCACAUUUCCCCCCGAAGUCGCCGGACGACUGGAGCAUGACGACGCGCUGGUAAUAACCGCCAGAAUCGCCAAUGCCCAGGUAAGAAGGAUUAUGAUUGACACAGGAAGCUCGGCGGAUAUACUGUUCCACGACGCCUUCCAGAAGCUGGGACUUACGAAGCAAGCCCUGAAACCCGUCCGCUCGGACCUCACCGGAUUCACCGGCAACUCGGUUUCACCUUUGGGAUCAGUCACACUACCUCUGACGCUGGGGACACCGCCCAAGACUAAAACGGUGAUGUCGACCUUUCUGAUAGUAGACCUUCCUACAGCGUACAAUGCCAUCCUCGGCCGACCUUCCCUCAACAAAAGCAGGGCCCUGGUUUCCACUUACCAUCAGACAGUGAAAUUCCCGACUCACGCGGGAACUGGGGAGGCUUGGGGAAGCCCUCGGGAAUCCAGGCGAUGCUACCUGACGGCGGUCUCCCUACACAACAGGGCAAAAACCGAAGCACCCCUGGACGAUCCCAGAAAAAUGAAGCGGCCAAAUCCACAUCCCGAGCCGUCGGCCCCGACCUACGACGUGUCACUCAAAAAAGGACGCCCGGACCGAACCAUUAAGGUCGGGGCUGACCUACCCCAGGACGAGCGGGAACAACUCGUCGGCCUCUUGCAGGAGAACGCCGACGUCUUCGCUUGGUCGCCAUCUGACGCAGCAGGAGUGGACCCGAAGGCAACCCAACAUCACCUCAACAUAUCGCCUGAUGCCCGCCCGGUGAAACAAAGGCCGCGACCCCAGGCCCCGGACAGGCAGCAAGCUGUCCGCCAGGAGGUAGAACGGCUCUUAGCGGCCGACUUUAUAGAAGAGGUCAAAUACCCACAGUGGCUAUCCAAUGUAGUUCUGGUAAAAAAGCAUAAUGGGAGCUGGCGAAUGUGUGUUGACUACACCAGUCUUAAUCAGGCGUGCCCAAAGGACUGCUACCCCCUUCCAAGAAUCGAUCAGCUCGUGGAUGCAACCGCAGGGCACGCCCGACUCUCAUUCAUGGACGCCUUCUCCGGAUAUAAUCAGAUCCGAAUGACGCCUGAGGACCAGAGACACACAGCCUUCAUCACCAACCUCGGGGCAUACUUUUACAAAGUAAUGCCGUUCGGACUAAAGAACGCAGGCGCAACUUAUCAGAGAACCAUCAACAAGAUAUUCGCCCAGCAGAUAGGGCGAAACCUGGAGGUCUAUGUGGACGACAUGAUUGUAAAAAGCCGGGUCUCGGGAGAUCACCUAACGGACCUAUCAGAAACAUUUGCCACACUCCGAAACUGCGGCCUUCGGCUCAACCCCGCAAAAUGUGCCUUCGGCGUCAGUACAGGAAAGUUCCUCGGAUUCAUUAUACACGAAAGAGGGAUCGACGUCAACCCGGAAAAGGUCCAGGCGAUCCUCGACAUGCAGGCCCCUCGGGCGGUCAAAGACCUACAGCGGCUGAACGGACGGCUGGCCGCCCUAUCCCGAUUCCUGUCCCGUUCGGGCGAUCGCUGCCUAGCCUUCUUCUGCGCAAUAAGAGAUCCGAAGAAUUUCCAAUGGACGCCCCAGUGUGAGGAGGCUUUCCGACAGGUCCAGCAGCAUUUAGCCAACCUUCCCCGCCUUGCUUCAGUCACUACUGGGGAAGAGCUCUGCGUUUACCUAGCUGCCUCACAGCACGCAGUCAGCUCGGUACUCGUCAAAGAAGCCGGCGAACAGCUCCCCGUCUACUACACUAGUCAUGUCCUGUCCGGGCCCGAGGAGCGAUAUCCUCCAAUCGAGAAGCUCGCCCUCGCGCUCGUGCUGGCAGCCCGAAAGUUACGCCCCUACUUCCAAGCUCAUCCGAUCAAGGUCGACUCCUCAAGUGGUCGGUCGAACUCGGAGAGUUCGACAUCCACUACACGCCGGCCGAGUGAACUAGGCGGAACAUGGGUCCUACAGGUGGACGGCUCAUCCGCUUCAACCGGCGCAGGCGCAGGACUAGUGCUGUCGGCCCCCGACGGGCAGACGUUCGAGCGUUCCCUCCGCUUCGGGUUCCAUGCCACCAACAAUGAAGCCGAGUACGAAGCACUCCUGGCGGGGCUCAGACUAUCCCGCGAAAUGCAGGUCGACGCCAUCAAAGUCCUCACCGAUUCGCAGCUGGUGACCGAGCAACUUAACGGCGGAUACGUGGCCAGAGAACCCGCCAUGGCAAAAUACGUAGCGGAGGUAAAAAACUUAGCCUCCUGUUUCGCACACUUCACGAUAUCCAGGGUGCCAAGACUACAAAACGACUGUGCCGAUGAGUUGGCCAAGCUAGCCUCGAAGCGACCCCCGGGCGCCACCCACGGGAUCGAGGAGCUCCCCUCCCCCUCUAUCCCGGUCGCGUGUGUUUCGGCGGCCGGCUCCCAAGCCACCUGGUUAGGGGACAUGCUGCGCUACAAACGCGACGGGACCCUCCCCACCGACGAAGCCGCAGCCCGACGUAUUCGCCGGAAACAUGCAUGGUACUCCGAAGCCAACGGCCGGCUGUACAAGCGGUCUUUCUCCCACCCUCUUCUACGGUGCCUCGAGCCAGAAGAGGCGGCGGUUGUCCUGGCUGAGGUCCACGAAGGGAUUUGUGGAGAGCACAUCACCGGCCGGACCCUGGCCUGCAAGAUUCUCCGCCAAGGCUAUUACUGGCCCACCAUGGUCCAGGACGCGAUGGCCUACGUACGGAAGUGCGGCCCGUGCCAAAAGCACGCCCGGACCCCCCAACUACCGGCGGUCCCACUCUCCCCCAUCACAUGCGCGUGGCCAUUCGCGCAAUGGGGGCUGGAUCUCCUCGGCCCCUUCCCACCAGCCUCAGGGCAGAGAAGAUACAUCGUGGUCGCAAUAGACUACUUCACCCGAUGGCCGGAAGCCGAACCGUUGGCGGCGAUCACCGAGCAGCAGAUCGAGAAGUUCAUAUGGAAAAACAUCGUGACCCGGUUCGGCCUCCCCAGGACCAUCGUCACGGACAACGGGACCCAGUUCUCCGGCAAAAGGAUUCAGGAAUUCUGCGCUAGCUAUGGAAUCCGGUUAAAACACAGCUCGGUAGCCCACCCCCAGACGAACGGACUAGCCGAGGUAACAAACCGAUCUAUCCUGGAUGGGCUCAAAAGAAGGGUAUCAGCUUCCCGAACGGCCUGGGUCGAGGAGUUACCCAGCAUCUUGUGGUCCUUGCGGACCACCCCCAAAACAGCCACCGGGGAGUCACCCUACAGCCUCUCGUAUGGGACCGAGGCCGUCCUUCCCCCCGAGGUAGUAUUCCCCACCCCUCGAGUAGAAGAGUAUCAAGAGACCACAUCGGACCAGGGGCUGCGCGCCGGCCUGGACCUGAUCGAAGAGCGGCGCGCCGGCGCACACCGGAGGGAGCUUUCUUACAAAAGAGCAGUUGCCCGGGUGUACAACCGCAGGGUACGACCUCGGCCCAUUAAAAUGAACGACUUAGUCCUGCGAAGGGCCGAAGUUAGCAACCCGACCAGGGCCGGGGGCAAGCUGGCCCCCAACUGGGAGGGACCUUAUCGGAUCAUCGAGGUAGUCCAACCGGGCACAUACAAGCUCGCGACAAUGGACGGGUCCCGCUUGCCGAGAACAUGGAACGUCCGGAACCUUAAAAGAUUUUUUGUUUAG
This is a messenger RNA of Musa acuminata AAA Group (dessert banana), 5208 nucleotides long. RefSeq lists its product as uncharacterized. Lineage: Eukaryota; Viridiplantae; Streptophyta; Magnoliopsida; Zingiberales; Musaceae. The transcript has 2 exons. The record is from RefSeq and is a predicted model, not a curated record. The coding region runs from base 1 to 5208 and encodes 1735 amino acids. Gene Ontology annotation, biological process: DNA integration. Gene Ontology annotation, molecular function: nucleic acid binding; RNA-DNA hybrid ribonuclease activity.